GGGCCCGGUGCCCGCAUGUCCGCCGAGUGGCUGCGGUGGGUGCGGCGGGGCGGCCCCGCGGAGCGGCCCGGAGGCAGCCAGGAGCCGGGGCCGCGGCCCCCGCCCGCCGCUCCGUGCUACCGCCGGCCCAAGUUCCUGCGCGGCGGCGGCGGCGGCGGCGAGGAGAGCCCGCGGGGCGGGCGGGCCGUGCGGGGCACCGGGCCCGAGCGGCCCCUGCCCUGGGGCUCGGGCUACGCCGAGGUUAUCAAUGCUGAGAAGUCGGAGUUCAAUGAGGACCAGGCGACAUGCUGCCAGAUCUCCAUCCGCAGGAGGGAGCUGGGCCUGGAAGAGGACAAGGAGUGGCUGAUCCUGUGCUCCACACAGUUUUUGACUGGUUACUACUGGGCACUCUUUGAUGGCCAUGGUGGCCCAGCAGCUGCCAUCAUUGCCUCCAACUAUUUGCAUUACUGCAUCAAGCAGAAGCUGGAGGAGGUUGCGGGGGCCAUCACAGAGGCCCAUCCCCCCAUGCACAUGAGCAGACGCUGCGUUUGCGACAGUGACCCCCAGUUCGUGGAGGAGAAGCACAUUCGUGUGGAAGACGUGGUGGUGGGAGCCUUGGAGAAUGCCUUCCAGGAAUGCGAUGAAGUCAUUGGCCAGGAGAUGGAAGCCACUGGCCAGACAGGAGGCUGCACUGCUCUGGCUGCUCUUUAUCUCCAGGGAAAACUGUAUGUGGCUAAUGCUGGGGACAGCAGGGCCAUUCUUGUUCUGAAGGACACCGUCGUGCCCAUGAGCUGCGAGUUCACGCCCGAGACAGAGAGGCAGCGACUCCAGCACUUGGCUUUUCUCUUCCCCAAGCUCCUGGAUGGAGAGUUCACGCGCUUUGAGUUUCCACGGAGGUUGAAGGGAGAUGACGUGGGUCAGAAAGUCCUGUACCGGGAUUACUUCAUGGAGGGCUGGGGAUACAAGCUGGUGGAGAAAGCUGACCUCAAGUAUCCUCUUGUCCAUGGUCAUGGGAAGCAGGCUCGCUUGCUGGGGACUCUGGCUGUCUCUCGAGGUUUAGGGGAUCAUCAACUCAAAGUCAUCGACACCAACAUUGAAGUGAAACCUUUUCUCUCCUGCAUUCCUAAGGUGAACAUAUUUGACUUCGCUGUGCAUGACAUUAAGGAAAACGAUGUCCUCAUCAUGGCAACUGAUGGCCUUUGGGACAUUUUGUGCAACAAAGAGGUGGCCCAUAUGACCAGGAGCUUCCUUGCAGAAAACAGGACAGAUCCCCACAGAUUUUCAGAACUGGCCAAGUGCUUGGUAUGCAGGGCAAGAGGAAAGAAGAUAGGCCACCAGUGGAUGCUGGAUGAUAGCCGUGAGGCAUCCUACGAUGACAUCUCUGUAUUUGUCAUCCCACUACACAACAGGGAUGAGGACUGUUAACGUGAUGUGCAGCAUCUUGGUGCCCCCCUACUGCGGCACCGUUCAGCAUCAAUGCAAGACUAAGGAUUUCUGCUGUGCGCGCACACUCUUCCAGUAAAACCACCUGAUACAGAGCCUGAAAAUGCACAGCCAGCCUUUACGCAGAGGAUCAACAAGAACAUGAACUUCUUAUAAACAUGCACAAGAAGAGCAGCUGACAAGUCAUUCCUCGUACUCCCUUUUUUUUUUGUUGUGCCAAUAACAAAUUGCCAAAGUGGCCACACAAGCCAAAGAGCAAUAUUUAAGGUCUUUGCAGGACAAUGAGCCUCAAAUCCACAUUUCUAGUGGUUCUAGUGGCCUGUCCUCCUUUUUAAUAUUAAAGAAUGAGGAUCAACUAAGAUCCAACCAGUCUUGAGUGCUGGAUUUUAAUCAGACUUGAACUGAGUUUUGUAAAACUGGAUGUAUAAGCUAUGAAUGUCCCUCAUGUCCAUUUGCUGCAACACAAGAUCAACUAAAAAAAAAAACAGAAGCUGUUGCUAGGACGGCAUUACAUACAGCAGCGGCCCAGACCUCUACCAGUUGAGAAAGUUGCCAUUUAUAGGCAGUACCACCUCAAAACAGAUGUUAUCAGAUGGAGCUACACAUCGGUGCACAGAAGCUUCCCCUGCAAGGGUAGAUGCCUUACUUAUUUAAGAGCAUUUGUGUAAUGUGCUACGUACCCAGUGUACAGAUCUCCAUUAAAAUUUUAGUCCAGAACACACACUAACACUUUAGAGGUCAUUUCUGCCACUGACAGUGAGGCUGGUUUCGUAGCAGUAGUGCUGAUGAGAACUGUUUAAAUACAGCAGCUGAUUUCUUAGAAGAGCUCCACGCAAGAUAGAACUGGUCACAUUUGUCUGGAGUGCUGAACCACAAGUGCUAUGCUCAUUACAACAGCAGACAAGCCCAAAUGAGCUGUGCCUUAAACUUUUAUGAUAUGCUCUUAACCUGUUCAGUAGCCAGGUGAAUUCAGGUCUAGACAAGCUUCCCAUCUCCCCAAGUCCUCACUUUGUUUUCAUUAUUCCUUGCACAAGUUGCAGCGUUCCCCAGUGAAGUGGACAAACCCACACAUCUUUGUUAACUGCUUGAGCUCCAUAAGGAUGAAAGACCUAAUAAAAGAAAAUUUUCCUAUCUUC
Molecule: messenger RNA, 2558 nt
Organism: Cygnus olor (mute swan)
Lineage: Eukaryota; Metazoa; Chordata; Aves; Anseriformes; Anatidae
Gene: PPM1M
Product: protein phosphatase, Mg2+/Mn2+ dependent 1M
Exons: 10
Coding region: 16-1404 (462 amino acids)
Biological process (GO): protein dephosphorylation
Molecular function (GO): protein serine/threonine phosphatase activity
Source: RefSeq, a predicted model, not a curated record